Messenger RNA from Musca vetustissima, 1704 nucleotides. It is a transcript of the gene Lint-1, whose product is annotated as neurofilament medium polypeptide. The transcript is spliced from 5 exons. The annotation marks the transcript as partial. The record is from RefSeq and is a predicted model, not a curated record. Lineage: Eukaryota; Metazoa; Arthropoda; Insecta; Diptera; Muscidae.
AAAUUAGCAAACAUGUCGACAGCAGUUCCAUUUGUGGCUAAUUCCAGUGGCGGCGGUGGCGCUGGCGGCGAUAGUGACAUUGUAUUGGCAGCCGCUUCGCGAGAUUUGACUGGAUCCCGUUUGUUCCAAUUCUACAUGGAGAGUUUUUUCAAAAUUCCCAAAGAUAUUAAAAAUGAUAUAAUCUAUUGCCAACGAGCACUGAAGGCUCACAUCAAGGUUCAUCAGAUGGUCUUGGAUGUGUUUCAACAGCAACCCGAUGCAGAUCCCCAACAAAAGAAACGCAUUAUAGAUGAGCUGGAAUCGGAAAUCUAUGAAAUCAAUGCUGAACAAAAUUUUCUUCUACUUCGUUUACGUCGUGUUAUUGAUCAAUUCUAUAAAAUGCUUAAAAAGAAUGGCAUACCAACAGAUGUCAAUGCCACCAAUGCUAUGGUUUCCAGUGAAAUUGUACCACUAAUUAGUGGUACCAAUGAGAUAGCACCCAUAACGGUGACCUAUCAACCACAGCAACAACAAGAAAUGAUGUCAAUGAUGGCCUCACCACCAUCUCCUCCAACGCAACAAAUGCGUCAUAAGGAACCACCAACAUGUGUGGAAAUUAUCAAUUUAGAUGAUGAUGGCAAUAUUUUGGAACAAAUUGCCAAGACCCAACAGCAAAGGCAGAGGGGUCAAAAACGUGAAUAUCCCAACAAUAGCAGCGGCAGUGCCAAUACAAAUGGCGGAGAAAGUUUAUUGAAGAAAUUUGAAAUGGUUGUGACAAGUGCAUCGUCGAGUCCAUCACAAACUUCGCUAUUGAAACCCAUGAAUCAACGUGUAGCCAAUGAAGUGGUGCCGCCACCACAAGUAGUGGUCGAUGUGAAACCCAAAAUUGAAAAGGCUACCACAUUGGCUGAUAUUUACAAUCAACGUAGACAGGAGAAGGAAGAGGAACAGCCGGUGUCCACAAAUGUAAAAAUGAGUCGUAUGAAUUUGAGACAGGCCUUAAAGAGAGCCCAAGCAGCUGUUCGCGGACCAGCAGUUGUGACAGCACCAGCUCCAACUCCAGUAACACUACCUCCACCACCACCGCCACCACCUCAACCCGUGGCUGUGGUUCCGACCAAACCACCUGCUACCAAGGGUAGACCAUCAAAGGCUUCCAUUGCUGCUGCCGCCGCUGCAGCAGCCGCAGCUGCUAAGCUACGCAAAUCACCUGAAGUGUCUUCUUCCUCGGAAGAAGGUACACCCGAAAGGGGUCCCACACCACCGCAUGCCUAUUGGCCAGAUGAAUUGGAAGAAACUCGAACCAAGGCUGAAGAAUAUGGCCAGGAAAUGUUUUUGAGAAUAUUUGAUUUAUUUACACCUGAGAUGUAUGCCCAUAUGCAGCAAAGGCGGUCCAAACGUCGUCGUCGUUGUGUUCAAAAUAACAGUUAUCACUAUGGGGCCUCUGGUACCAAUUACCACGAACCCGAGGCGAAAAAGAAACGCAAAGCUUUUCUAUUGUCACCACAAGUUAAGAAAGCCAUACCCAACAAACGCAAUAAAAGGCGUAGUGCUGAUAAUGCUUCCGAUGUUAAUUCCGCACCACCAUCACGUUCAGCUUCCAGUAGUCCACAAGAAGAUAAACGCACUUGUAAUGAAUGCUUCAAGGGUGGCUUCAUUCUCGAGCAAUGUGAACAAUGCAAAUCCCACUAUCAUCCCCAGUGCCAACGUGAAGAAGAUGCACCC